Metarhizium acridum CQMa 102 is the source of this 1359-nucleotide messenger RNA. The record is from RefSeq and is a predicted model, not a curated record. Lineage: Eukaryota; Fungi; Ascomycota; Sordariomycetes; Hypocreales; Clavicipitaceae.
AUGUCUGUUGACCUGAAUAGAGCAGAGGACACCUGCGACAAAAACCGCCUCAGCCUCCAGAACCAUGGCUUCAAGAGCACGACGAGUCCGCCUGCUGGAAGUUGCCACGACCAGCCAGGGGUGAUGACAACUGACCAGAGCGAAAAGCAAUCCACACGCCAACGAGACAUCUCCAUCUUGGCCCAACAGAGUGCCAACUUGACACCGGCAGAGCGCGAAUCUCAUGUCUCGUUCCCUGAUGGCGGAUUUCAGGCGUGGCUGGUUGUAUUUGGCUCAUUCUGCGCCCAAGGCGCCGUCUUCGGCCUCAUCAACACGGCGGCCGUGUUUGAGUCGUACUUCAAGGCGCACCAGCUGAAAGACUAUAGCAACUCCCAGAUUGGUUGGAUCUUCAGCCUCUUUUUUCUCGCAGCCUAUCAUCAGAUCAUGUUGACCUAUUCUGUUCUCGGCGGCCUUGGAGGCGCUAUGCUCAAUGCCCCUGCGUAUGGCGCCAUUGCGCAUUUCUUCGACGUUCGCCGUGGACUGGCAACGGGGCUCGCCACAACGGCGGGCGGCGUCGGCGGCAUCAUCUUUCCAUUGUUGCUUCAAUUUUUGCUCGGUGACGGAGGCGUAGGCUUUGGCUGGAGUUGCCGUAUCUUGGGCUUCAUUCUCCUCGGGCUCUGCGCUCUUGCAAACAUCUUCAUCCGCACCCGUCUUCCACCCCAGAUUAAUGGAACUGAUGGCGAAGCCGGUAAGAAAAGGAACUCUGUGUGGCCAGAUUUUACUAUUUUCCAGGACAAGAGAUAUGCUCUCUCAGCGCUGGGCAUCUUCUUCAUGGAAUUCGGGCUCUUUGUGCCGCUGACCUACAUCGUCUCAUACGCAAUGGCACACGGAUUCGACACUUCGGAAAGCUUCACGGUUCUGUCUCUCCUCAACGCAGGCUCCGUCUUUGGUAGGUUCCUGCCGGGGUUCUUGGCAGACAAGAUUGGGCGAUUCAACGUCAUCAUCUUGGCAAUCUCUCUGUGUGUUGCCACCGUGCUGGGGCUGUGGCUGCCGUCUGGUUCCUCGAGAGCCACCGUCACUGCCUUCUGCGUCAUGUUUGGCUUCGCAAGCGGGAGCAACCUUGGCCUCGCUCCUGUUUGUAUUGGCCAAUUUUGUGCUCCGCAAGAGUAUGGGCGGUACUUGGGUACGGCGCAGAUGCUCGCAAGCUUUGGCACCUUGACGAGUGUGCCCAUCGGAGGUGCCUUGCUCGGCGGCGGCCAACAGAGCAGCGGCUGGUUGGGCCUCAUUCUAUUUUCUGGCUUGUCCUACGUCGUUGCCUUGGGCUGCUACGCAUCUGCGCGCGUUCUCGCCACCGGAUGGCACCCAUGGGUAAAGUUUUGA